UUGUUAGAAACUUUUGUGUGCUGUUCUUUGGAGCUUUUCCACAACCCUCUUGUGAGCCCUGAUGAGGAUAAUGGAGAUUUGUGUCCUGAAUCAGUGGUGUUUGAAGAUGUGGCUGUGUACCUCACCCAGGAGGAGUGGGAAUGUCUGGACCCCGCUCAGAGGCGUCUCUACAGAAAUGUGAUGCUGGAGAAUUAUGAGAACAUGGCCUCCCUAGGAUUCCCUGUGUCCAAACCUGAUGUGAUCUUCUGGCUGGAGCAAGGAGAAGAGCUGUGGAUCCUGGACAGGCAAAGAGCUGCCAGGAGAGGGACCUUAAAAGACAGCUGCUCAGAUUGUGAUAGUAGAAAUGAGAACAAGGUGUUGAAUCCAAAGGAAGAAAUUCCUGAAGAGGUGAAAUCACAGUGGAUGGUGUCAGAAAGACUUGCCCAGGAUGUUUCCCAAGGCUCUGAAUUUAGCAAAUCCAAUGGGUGUGUAGGAAGUUUAGUGAGACAACUGGAAAAGACCACAGUGAAAAGUCUAAAGAAUUCUCUUUCCCUGGAGAAUUGUUUCAAGCCAGUGGCAAUGAGAACCCCCAUUGGGGAGAAAAGUCAUGAAUAUACUGAAUUUGGGAGAAACUUCAGCCUAAGUUCAAAUCAGAGAGUUCCUGCAGGAGAGAAAUCCUAUCAACAUGAUACAUGUAGCCAGUGCUUUAAAUGGAAUUCACAGCUUAGCAACCAUCAGAGUACCAACAUAUCCAAGAUUACUUGUGAAUAUAAUAAAUCUGAGAAAGGUUUCAGUCACAGCUCAGUCCUUAAUGAGGAUCAAGUAAUUUCCAUUGGAGAAAAAUCCUAUGAAUGUAGUGAUUGUGGGAAAACCUCUGAUCACAACUCCAAUCCCAUUCAACAUCAUAUGAUUCAUGCUGAAGAAAACCCCUAUAAGCAAAGUGAAUGCAGGAAAGAUUUCAGUCAGAUCUCUAACCUUAUUGGGGGUCAGAGAAACAAUCAAAGAGAGAAGUCUGAUGAAUGUGAGGAUUGUGGGAAACAUCUUAUCCUACAUCAGAGAAUUCAUAGUGGAGAGAAGCCAUAUAAAUGUAGUGAAUGUGGGAAAACCUUCGAUCAGAGUUCAAGUCUUAUUCACUAUCAAAUAACACAUAAUGUAAAGAAGCCCUUUACCUGUAAUGAAUGUGGGAAAACUUUUAGUGCUAGUUCCUCCCUUAUUCAACAUCACAGAGUUCAUAAUGGAGAGAAACCUUAUGGAUGUAAUAAAUGUGGAAAAGCCUUCAAUCAGGUCUCACGCCUUAUCUGCCAUCAAAGAAUUCACACUGGAGAAAAGCCCCAUGAGUGCAAUAUAUGUGGGAAAGCCUUUAGUGACCGCCCAGUCCUUAUUCAACACCGAAGAGUUCACACUGGAGAAAAACCCUAUGAGUGUAAGGAAUGUGGGAAAACUUUCAGCCAGAUGUCAACCCUUAUUAAACAUCAGAGAAUACAUAGUGGAGAAAAACCCUAUGAAUGCAAUGAAUGUGGGAAAGCCUUCAGUCAGAGUACAUGCCUUAUUUAUCAUCAACGAAUUCAUACUGGAGAGAAACCUUAUCGUUGCAGUGAAUGUGGGAAAGCAUUUAGUGCACGCUCAUCCCUUACUCAACAUCAUAGAAUUCACACUGGAGAGAGACCCUAUGAAUGCAAUGAAUGUGAAAAAACGUUCAGUAAUCGUUCAUGCCUUAUUAAACAUCACAGAAUUCACACAGGAGAAAAGCCUUAUGAGUGUAACAAAUGUGGGAAAGGUUUUACCCAGAGUUCUAACCUUAUUCAACAUCAAAGAAUUCACACAAGAGAAAAAAUCCCAUGAAUGUAGUAUAUAAGGUAAAGCUUUUAGUGAGCAUUCAGUCCUUAUUCAACACCAAAGAGUUCACACUGGAGAAAAACCUUAUGAGUGUAUGGAAUGUGGGAAAACUUUCAGCCAGAUGUCAGCCCUUAUUAAACAUCAGAAAACACAUAGUGGAGAGAGACCCUGUUAAUGCAGUGUAUGUGGAAAAACCUUCAGUGAUCAUUCAGACCUUAUUAAACAUCAUAGAAUUCACCUGAGAAAAUCCUAGUGAAUGUGACAAAUGUGGCAAAAACUUUAGGUUAUUCAAUACCAAAGAAUUCACACUGGAGAGAAACCUUAGGAAGGUAAUUAGUGUUAGUAUUAGCCUUUAGCCAGAGAUGGGGGAAAGUUGUACUGGAGUGAAAGCCUAUGAAUGUAAUGAAUGUAACUAGAGUUUUUAAUUAGAAAGCACACCUUAUACAACAUCAAAGAAUUCAUGCUGGAGAAAAACUAUAUACAUGUAAUGAAUAUCUAAAAGCCCUUAGAGUUCUAAUCUUAUUUUUCAUCAAAGAGUACAUAAUGGUAAGAAACCCUGUGAGUGCAGUAAAAUGUGGGAAAGCCUUUAGUGUACACUCACACUUCAUUCAAUGUCAGAAGAUUCAUCCUGCAGAGAAACCUUAUGAAAAUAAUGAUCUUCAGCAGAACACAACUAUGCAUCCCAAGAGUCAUAGGAGAGAGAAGCCCUAUAAAUUCAUUGAAUAUGGAAAAGUUUAGCUUUCCCCUUUUUCAGCUUCAUAGAUUUCACAUCAGAUAAUAGCUUUGUUGAUGAAUCAAUCAACAAGCAUGGGAAAAACAUGGCAAAGUAUAGACAAAGCCAUUUGACUUCACCCUAUAGAUGAUUGCAAACUCCUUCAGGGUGUGGCUUACUUUCCCAUUGAUUUGUAUUUUGUUGCUCUCUUUAGCUCAGUGCUAUGUAAAAAUGUUUUUGGCAUGUUUGAAAAGACUGUUAUGUGUGGGAAAGGCUUCUCAUAGGAUUCCCCUAUUGCACCACUGGAGAUCAGGAAAUCAAUACCAAAGAAAAAUAAAAUAAAUGAAUUGUAAGAG
Trichosurus vulpecula (common brushtail) is the source of this 2883-nucleotide messenger RNA. RefSeq names its product zinc finger protein OZF-like. The transcript has 4 exons. NCBI's taxonomy places the organism in Eukaryota, Metazoa, Chordata, Mammalia, Diprotodontia, Phalangeridae. Gene Ontology annotation, biological process: regulation of DNA-templated transcription. The record is from RefSeq and is a predicted model, not a curated record. The coding region runs from base 181 to 1821 and encodes 546 amino acids.